Molecule: messenger RNA, 8245 nt
Organism: Rhipicephalus sanguineus (brown dog tick)
Lineage: Eukaryota; Metazoa; Arthropoda; Arachnida; Ixodida; Ixodidae
Product: GTPase-activating Rap/Ran-GAP domain-like protein 3
Exons: 27
Coding region: 1750-4794 (1014 amino acids)
Biological process (GO): regulation of small GTPase mediated signal transduction; activation of GTPase activity
Cellular component (GO): cytoplasm
Molecular function (GO): GTPase activator activity
Source: RefSeq, a predicted model, not a curated record
GCGUCGUCUGCUACAAUCCGAGGGCGCGCGCGUUCGCGUUCGAGGGGUUGUCGCUGGAGGACGAUCUUGACGGCUGCACGAGGAUCCUUUGGGAAGCACCCGGUCUGUUACGGCGGCCCGACGUGGUCCUCUCCGGGGCCACGUUUUCCUUGGCGGACAAUUGCGGUGCGGUCACCAAUGUGCGCCACUUGGCUCGAGUGGUUCGAAAACUGCACUCGUCGCGACCCGCCAGCUGCACGAGAUGCGUGCUUCGAAGGAGACGGCCAAGGGCUCGUGACUCCGUCGUGAUUGUGCCGUGAAAGGGAUCGCUGCUGCUGCUGUUGUAGCUACCUGUUUGCGAAAACAAAACUUUGUCGUUUUUGCGCCAGGCAAGUGAUAAUUUGCUCCCGCUCUUCCUUCACACAUUAUUCACUGUCGAUGUAACUUCCCUAACGUUACUGCCAAUGUACUGUUUGGCCAAUAUUCGAGUUGUAUGUCAUUAGCUAGCAUCGAUUUUUCGCGACGGUAGUGUUUGUUACCUGUAAAAAAUAGUCGCAACGUCCCGGCUACACUUGAUGGUUCAUCGUUUGGGUCAUCAAGCGUCUGAAUAUCUGAGCCACAGAUUGUGAAAGGCAGUCUGUUUCAGAGCUACCUUGUUUGUCGUGUUUGUCUGUAGUAGAGGUGGCAAGAAAAGGUCCCUUAUAAGCUUCCUAAAGAGCUUAGUGGCGACUCGCAUUGCGGUGACGAGACUCCACGAGCCUGCUUUGUUGACAUCCACUUCCUGCAGCUUAAUGGUCACUGACACGAGAACGAACCGUGUUCCCUGAAAGGCCCUAGCGCGCCUGAAGAUUUAGAAAGCAGCUACGCGUGAGUGCACUUGCAGCAGCUAUCAGAGCGCUUUCGACUGAAGGCAUCGGCUGCCAAGAAAAGAGUAUACAUUUCACCACCUUGAGCUGUCGUUUUCUUUGAUCUAGAGCCCAUGUCUAUUGAUCCUGUCGUCAGGAUAUAAUUAGCGUUCUCAGUAUAUGUUGCAGUCCGGCCCCGCCGUCUUUAACGGCCAACGCUUUUUCGGAUCGUUUCGUUCCGUCUUCGUCAAGGUCAUUAUCAAAAACCGAAUCAGGCUUACAAAGAUAUCUUAAGUGCUUCAUUCGCGAAGGAAAAAAGAGAGCGUUUAGUAGCAGCGAUCGUCUUAUUCACAUAAGUGGACGCUGAAAAACAAGAAAAAGUCUACGUUUGCCAGAAAGCGCAGUACAAGGUAAAAUAUAGAGAAAUACGUUUAAAGCAGGAGUUCUAUUUUUCUUAUUUUCCGAAAGUGCAAGCGUUAUGCGGGAAGCUGUCUGGAAUCUGAAGCACAAACGCCUGCGCUGAAAGAACGCUAAUGUUUUGCAUGGCAUCUUCAACUCUCGAUCAGUGAAGGAAGAGAGCAGCCGUACAUAAGAUUAGAAGAUACAGGGCAGGUCAAAGAAGGCGGAACGAGCACUUCAUUCCUGGUGAGGCAUUUCAGAAACUGCUCACUGACGGCAGCACCGUGAGAUUCGGCCGAGGGCCACACGUCAUGAUCACAGACGGAGUCUCGAGCGGUCCAGCUGAUACAGAAACGCUGAAAAGCAUCAAAAUAGGGCAGCCGUAAGGCACGUUCUCGAGAGUCACCUUCUUGUCGCCUACGGCUCUACGUCGUUGCAGUUGAAGAAAACCUUCGCGGCCAAAGCUCGACAAAGCCUUUCAGCCUAGCGACCUCGUGAGAACAGUAGUAUUCGCGGUUGGCGCGUCAUGGAUCGUCGCAAGAAGCUUCCAUUGCGCCUGGGCCUGUCAUCGGCCGCCGUACCGAGCGUGAAGGUGACGCUGCCGCCCAAGCGUGACCGGUCCCGGUCCCUGUGCGUGGACAGGCUGCCACCGCUGAUCGCGCGCAGCCCGCCGGCUGUGGCCCGGGCCGUGACCCUGGGCCGACGAUGCUCAGCAUCCGGCACCGCGGACCGUCUCACAGUGCACAGCUGCUACGGACACGGUUCAUCAUCGACUGACCUUGCUGCAAGGAGAGGAGUCUUCAGCAGGCGCCAUUAUGGCUCCGUGGAAAUGUUGGCAUCAUGCGAUGGCGACUCGGAAAACAUCGUUCGCCGUUUUCGAGUCGAGACUGGAGAGCGUUCCGACAAGGAAGAGGCCUUUUGGACGCAGGGAAAGGAUGACGUCUGCCUGUUCGGUUCACCGAGUACGCCGGUGCUGGAGAAUCCAGAGUACCAAACCCGUUGGUACUUCAAGUACUUUCUUGGCAAACUGCACCAGAACUACGUGGGUUGCGACUCCGAGAAGACGUGUUUCUUCCUGUCCGUCGUGCUGUGCGACUCAAACACACAAGGCCUACAGCAGUACCGUGCGAUCCUCUGGAGAAAAACGGGAGCCCAAAGGAUAUGUCUCUCCCACACACCGAACAAGCCGCUUACAGUCAAGUCAAUACUAAGCAACUUCGAGACGCUGGACAGGAUCGAGAAAGGCCCUAAGGAGAUCUUCACUCCGGACAUUCAAAAGGACCUGCUUUUGCUGGAAGAACAAGAGGGGUCUGUGAAUUUCAAAUUUGGCGUGCUGUACGCUGAGGCUGGCCAAUCCACUGACGACGAGAUGUUCAGCAACGAAGUGGGAAGUCGAGAGUUCGACCGCUUCGUCAACCUUCUUGGCGAGAAAGUUCGCCUGAAGGGCUGGGACAAGUACCGAGGAGGCCUGGAUGUCAAAGGUGACAUGACAGGCAAGUACUCCGUCUACACUAUCUACGAGGGCCACGAAAUCAUAUUCCAUGUCUCUACGUUGCUUCCUUACUCCAAGGAUAACAAGCAACAGGUGGAACGAAAACGUCACAUCGGCAACGACAUUGUGAAUAUAAUCUUCUUGAACGGAAGCUACGAAGACCACUGCAAUUUCAAGCCAUCCAUGAUCAAGUCUCAGUUUACUCAUAUUUUCGCAGUCGUGUCUUAUAUCCGAGAAGAGGAUGCUUACAGGUUGUCUCUGUUCUCGGAAGAGUCUGUGCCGCUGUUUGGGCCGUCGCUGCCAUGUCCUCCGGUGUUCCACAAUCACCAGGAGUUCAGAGAGUUUGUGCUCGUUAAACUGAUUAAUGGUGAGAAGGCGGCCUUCAACACGCCAAUCUUCGCCCAGAAGCGAGAGAGAACGCUGGACAUGCUGAUCAAGGACCUCUACAACGAGCACAUGUCGGAGAGCAGGACGAACAUGCUGAACAGACGUGCAUUCAGUGACGUGUUGCCAGAGACACCCAGAGGUUCGCGUCGCAAGGAAGAGGCCAGACAAGUGGAGUUUGUACGAAUUGGACAGGCCCUCAAGCUGGACACCAUUGUUAAAGGGGAUGCUCCCACCAGUCUCGCCACAACUAGUCUCUUCAAACGAGAACCUUGGGAACCCCAGUGCUUCUACCCAGACUUCCCGCACGAUAUUGUGUGUGGUGACUCCUGGGGUAACAACAAGCUGGUUCUCGGGACUGAGUCCGGAAUCUUUCUCAUCGAGGAAGGUCUCACGCACAGAAUGAUAUUCGACAAAACGGUGGUGGUGAAACAAGUCAGCGUGGUAGAAGCUCACGGCAUACUGCUGUUCAGAACAGACAGAGGAAGAGACAGCAGAGUACACGUUUUUAGACUCUCUGAUUUUGAAGGUGACUCGGCGGCGAAUUCUCUAGUGCGCACGCGGGCCGACCUCCGGGACCACAAGCUGGAGCGUACCAAAGGGUGUCACCUGUACGCGCUGAGCCGUCCGGGCGGCUCACACCUGCGCAUGGCGGCGGCCGUGGGCCGGCGGCUACUGGUGCUGCAGUGGCGCCACUCGGCCGCCUGGACCACGUGGUGCGCCGCAUCAGACACAGACACCGUGGACGGCUUCCAGCUGGUGCGCGAGCUUCUCGUGCCCGAGGCUCCUGCGCUGCUCACACUUGUCGACAGCCCCGACAACCACAUCUGCGUCGGCUACCGCCACCAGUUCGACCUAGUCAGCGAGAAGACGGGCGACGCCACCCGCCUUCACACCGUGGACGCCGCCAAGGCACACCUCGUCGCUGCGCUAGACAUCUACGAGGACGACGAGGCCGAACUCCUGCUCUGCUACAACCAUACCACACAUUUCCAGAAGUUGAAUGAUGAGAACACGACAGAAUUCGACUUCCAGUGGAACGCUGUGCCUGACAACAUUGUCUGUGUGUUUCCUUACAUCAUGGCCUUCACGUAUGAAAGUAUUGAGAUUCGCCUCAUCAUCAAUGGAAACCUCGUGCACAACAUGAUCAUGCCGAAGCUGAAGCUCAUCACUUCCAAGAGUGACAUCUUUUUCGUGAGCACCGCACCGGAGUUUUUUCAAGUUCGGAAAGAGCGCAUCAAGGAAGACCGCAUGGAGCGUGAUUCCAGCGUGUCCCCUCCAUCAUCGCCCCAUUGUGAGUCGACUGGUAGCACGGGCUCCAACGACGGUGCAAAGCCGCUGCGAGUGUACCGCAUAUCGUUCAGUUGCCUGACUGGCAAUUCACCCUGCGAGAGGCGGGUACCGACACCGUCUUUGCCGUCACCACAGCCCUUACUUGCCACACCGUCCUUCGGGUCGUCUUACCUGUCACCCGACUUUCAGGAAGGGUCGCGCCUGCGGCCGGACGUGCGUCCGAGCCGGAGCGCGACCGCGUCGCCCGUACCCCAAAUGCCUCUCCUGUUGCCCGGAUGCCGAUCGGUGUCGCCCAGGCGCCCGGGACUUCACAAGGACCACACGCACUCCGCGAGCUCGGACUCGGGCCUGGGCAAGAGCGUCAGCUCUAGCCCUCCCCCCAGUCCGCACAACCACGCCUAGCGCCAUGCCUCCUUGGGCUGCGCCACACAUCCCUGCGAUCGAGACUCCUUGCUGGCCGGGGCCCGGGCAACAGACACGUCGGCGUCUCUUCAUCCUUCAUUCCUAUUUUCGACGAGACACUCGAUUUUUUUUCCCUUACGCGCUAAACCAUACGCGUGCUGACUUGUACUCGACGCGAAGCGCCGAAGGGGCUCACUUUCACUGCUACCCGGCACGUCUUGUCGGCGCCUGCUCGUGAAGUAAAAUGGGCUCGGGCGCUUUUCGACUCCUUUCACGUCGCUGAUAUAGCGUGUAACAUAGCGUUUUCAUUUUCCCUGUGUGCACCCCGAUUUUGUUUCAAAUGUGUCGCAUAUUUGCGCUCCCAAAUAUAGCCUUUUCUGUUAUUUCAGCACCAAGCUCUGUCAAAAUGUAUGCGAACACUAUAGAUGUCCGGUCACUUCGAUGUUUUAUUCAUUCACCAAAAAAAAAAAGAGAAAGAAAAUACGUCAUAGUGGUGCCGUCCUUUUUUACGUUCGCCCUCUUGAUAUGUGUCAUUGUAUUUCGCAUCCUCAUGCUCGCACGGUCUGGGGGUACUUCCUUUCAACCUUCGGUGGCGUUCGGCUUACGUCCCACCGCAGCCUCUCAAACUGUAAAUAGCUGAGUAGUUUUUCCUUCCCUAAAGUAUACGGUGGCAGUUGCUUCAAACUGUUAUUUUGCGAGCAGCUGCACUGGUUCGUGGAGCAGUUCACGUGAGUUCUCUUGGCGCUUCGCUGGCGGGCGUCCGUGAGACGGCGUCCGGCAAAGCAUCGUUUCGAACCGCUUUCUAGUUCGAAACUAUUUGUGUCCAUGUCGUGCUUAUAAGCUACGUAAGCGCGUAUACUCAGUGCAAAUGGUGUAGUAGGCCUCUUAUCAGAUCAGCCUCGGAGUUAACCUUUCUCACCCUUUCUGGUUCCAUGCGAGACGCUGAGAAGGGCAUUCAAAAAUUUUCAUUCGAGAUACGUCGUUUAGGGAAGCCUAAAAUGCUUCAAUGGAGGAAAAAUAAAAUGGCCUCAGGUUUACCGUGAUGACACUAUCGUGUGGAGAAUCUGCAAGCGCACACUAGUGCAUUUUUUUUUCUAAUAACAUCUUAGUGAACAAGAAAACGUACGAACAAAAUGUUCUCUGACAUUCCAAACUUCUUUAGUCAGGUGGCGUCUGCCACCUGAAAUGUAUGCGUUGAACUUGCGAAGACUUACUGCUUAGGAGUUUGCUCAUGUUAGCGUAUAACUGGGCAUACCUGCUCGCUGCAGAUCUGCAGAACUGGCGUCAUUUGUUGGAGCAACAGGGAGUUCGCGGGCAAUUUGAGUUCAGUGGUCAACUUUGGCGACGGUGCGCUUUCCGAGGAAAGCAGCACUUUGACGUCAGUGUGCUUUGUCUUUUAUUUCCUCCCGUCAACACCGUUUAGGAAAUGUCGCAGGAGCUGUGAUGAGUGUCGUAUACUGACACCCCCUCCCUACCUUACUUGUAAGAUAUGUGCAAGCAUUCACAGACUCUUUCCUUGCUUGUGAUCCGCCGCUGUGGGGUGGCCUGCGCUCGCACUGAUGUUUUCAUGAGCGCCGGUGUUGUGUUCCAUUGCUGCUGUGUGUACCACCUUUGUUGCCCGAUGUUAAAAGAACUGACGGGAUAUUGUGGAUUUGGGCUAGUUUGACUCUCUUGCCAUUGAUCGAGAUUGAUUAACAAAAUUGUUCUUUUGUACCGCGCAGGCAGGCAGUUUAAGUGUACACAUCCUUUUUUUUUUUUCGAAAAGCCCACUUCUACCUAAAUAGAGCUAUUUUGGAGGUUACACUGCUCUCGUAUGUUUUGGGUAGUGUUGAUUGAAUCUGCUUAGAUUUAACAUUAAUCUUUUCUACAUCCGAGGCUCUAGGACUUCUUUCUACUAUUCUUUUUUUUUUCUCUUCCGUUUUUUUUCUGUUUGUUUUUGUUUUCAUGCUGCCUGCAAUUUUCUUUCGGCAACUGCAAGUUGGUCAAACCAUCGUUGUAUGUCAACAAAGAAGAACACAGAUCUGCGAACGACGGUAGACAUCGCGGUCGAUUUUGAACAAUUGUUCUUCUGCAACAUUCACUGCUUGCUCAUCCUCAGCGCGCUACGAGGCGUCCCUGUAGGCUGACUUCGCUCUAUAGGGCUGCCCAGCAAAGCAGCAGCGACGCAGUACCCGGUGAUCUAUUAGACACGGAAAUGCGAGGACAGAGAGCUAUUACGUUGGGCUUCUCGUUCACCGCGUUGAGGUCCCGUAGUGUCGAGGGCGCAACACAAGUGGCCGGCCGGACAAAAGCGGCGAGCAACAUGGAAUUCUUGUCGUCUGUGCCACAUGCCUAUGCGCGACAAAACCAAAGAAGACAUGAACAAGUACACAAAACCUGCUCAUAGCCGUCAUGCGAGUUCAUCCAGUGUAUAAGCCUUACCUUCUCCAUACCAUGCAUCGUAACCCAUCAGCAAUUAGCCCAAGACGCUGAGGAAACCUCUCCGGGUGUGUGAUGUGUGACACGACUGCCUUUCCUCCUGGCUUCAUGCCACUCACUGUACCGACCAACAGUUUGACAAGCUACUUCUUUCAUGCUCUAAGAUAUUGUAAAGCUGUAUAUACACCGAGGAGGUUAUGGCUGUAGAUUACAAGCUUAAGCUGUCCUUGUUGUUGCCAGAGCAUCACAAAACACGCCAGCAAUCGUUCACGAGAAGCACGGCGUUGAAUUGUUGAAGCCUGAGAUUCGCGUGACUCUCGUCCGCUUAUAAAGACAUAGAAAGAAAUUAGUAAAAAAAAAUAAAGAAAAGGUUGCAUCUCGAAACAGCUCUGCCAACCGAUAAGAGGUGCUUAGCACCUCGUUCGUGGGCAUUAUAAACGCCGGUAUUAUAGUUUUGACGCCUCAUGACGGGUCAUGUUUGUAUUUCGUUGCCUGAAUAAUAUAUACGAAUGUUUGAGGCACUGUUGCAAGCGCCGGUGUUGCAAGCUAACUCAAGCUUCAAAACUAAAAAAAAGCCUGUAUUUAGAGCCGACGCAUCUAUAUGUAGAGUUUCAAUUUUCAGUCUCGUGAGUUUUUGUCCUAAAUAGGAAACGCUUGCAAGGGCGUUGCAGUGCGUGAAACAGCGCCGGACUCACUUUUACCUAUGAGCACCCAUGAUGACAUAUUCAAGCAAGAACUUUUGCCAAGAUUUUUUUUCCCUCUCGUUUAGAGCUUCCCGCCUGACCGGUAAAAAAAAAAAUUAUGCACCCAGGGAGUUAAAUCCCUACCGUUUCAGCCAUUGCACACAUUGCAAAUUUUUCAAGCUGCUGCUGCUCCUGUUCUCAUUUAACGUCAGUAUUUUUCCUGUUAAUGUAUUCCACAUCAAAAGCCUGUUCAUGCUCAAGUGUGUACACUGCGACAUUCGUGUAAGAUCAGGUAGCUUAGAGCAUUUCUUACGUGCAGCUGCGUAAAACUGCGUGUCUACUGUAGCGCC